AUGGAUCCUGAACCAACAACAUGUCGGAUUCGAGUCAGAUGGGGGAGCGGUGAUGUUCCCCAUGUACACGCCAUACGAAGCUUGAAAGAUAUCAAAGAUUUACCCGAUAUGACAAAAGAAUUGCAACAACGAUGGGCUGAAGAGAUCGUGAGGUUAUUCUUAUCAAACCCCGGUCCAAUUGCGGCCAUCAGACCCUGGGAUAUCCUUCUGCACCAACAUGGUUCCGUCGUGGCAUUGUCGUCAGAAAAGGGAGGUCGGAGCUUCUACCCCUCUCGUUUCCGGAUCCCUCCUCACAACGUCCUCGGGCUUGACGAGGGAGAGAGGGUGACGCGAGCGGAGAGGUUUGCAUUAGGUACUCUGCUCUACGAGGUCAUGACAGCAAAAGAACCCUUCGAGGAGCUGAGCGAGGAGGAGGUGCAGGACCAUUACCGUCAUGGCAUUUUCCCAGAUGACGUCUUCUACAUGGCGAUGGGGCCUUAUAUCCUUGGGUGCUGGAGUCUGGAAUUCGAGAAAGAGAUGGAGAGACUCCUCGCUGAAUCCGGCCAAGUACCAAUUGGUGGUCGAUUUCGUGCGUACGCCAAAGCUCAUCCCUUCCUUCUUGCCUCCCAGGUCGUAGGUGGAGUCGCUAUGACAGCUUCAGUCAUUGCACUCCCUGCCCUGGGACUAGCUGGGUUUGCAGCAACUGGUCCUGUUGCUGGUACAGCGGUGACCGCUUGGCAAUCGUCCAUCGGAAUUGCACAAGCCGGUAGCUUAUUUGCGUGGUGUCAAAGCGCGGCCAUGGGGGGCGGAGCAGCUGUUAAUGGGAUCAUUGCCUGUGGCGCGGUAGGUGGAGGUGUAGCAUUGGCAGCCACGGGUGGAGCGAUCGCAGGUGGGCAAACGGUGUUGACGCCGGAGAAGAUGAAGGAGAUGUUUCUGAUGGCGUACCGCAAGGAAAACAGCGGACUCAAGCCUAUUGAGGCCGCGGACGAGUCGACAAGCUAG
Letharia columbiana is the source of this 981-nucleotide messenger RNA. RefSeq lists its product as uncharacterized. NCBI's taxonomy places the organism in Eukaryota, Fungi, Ascomycota, Lecanoromycetes, Lecanorales, Parmeliaceae. The coding region runs from base 1 to 981 and encodes 326 amino acids. Gene Ontology annotation, cellular component: membrane. The transcript is spliced from 2 exons. The record is from RefSeq and is a predicted model, not a curated record.